GGCACUGAGAGGGAGCGAGCGAGGCACGCAGGCAGGCAGGCAGGCAUGGCGGUACUGGUGCUGAGCGGGCUGGCCGGGCUGGCGCUGCUGGUCGGGCUCUACUUGUGGGUCUACCACAACUUCCUCCGAGGCCCCAUGUGCCGCAACGGGACGUGCUUGCGCGGCAAGACGGUGCUGAUCACCGGUGGCAACACAGGAAUUGGGAAAGAGACUGCGCUGGACCUAGCCCGGAGAGGAGCUCGUGUCAUCGUGGCCUGCCGCAACAAAGCACGAUCAGAAGCAGCCGUCUAUGACAUCCGGAGGGAUAGCGGGAACAACGAGGUUCUUUUCAUGAGCCUGGAUCUGGCAGACUUGAAGUCAGUGCGAGGCUUCGUAGACGCCUUCCUGAAAUCUGAGCCUCGCCUCGACAUUCUUAUCCACAAUGCAGGUGUUCAGUCUCCAGGCAAAAGUGCCGAUGGCUUCGAUCUGACUUUCCAGGUUAACCACCUGGGCCACUUCCUGUUGACCCAUCUCCUCUUGGACCGGCUGAAGCACUGUACCCCUAGUCGCGUGGUGGUGGUGGCCUCAGGAGCACAUCGGAUAGGAAAGAUCGACUUUCAGAACAUCCACAAGCCUUGUAUGGAUGGGCUGGUGAAAUAUUUCCUGGCCUACUGCAACAGCAAAUUGGCCAACAUCCUAUAUACGCGAGAGCUGGCUAACAGACUACAAGGGACCAGUGUGACCUGCUAUGCGGUUCAUCCAGGGCCUGUCAACACAGAGCUCUUUCGCCAUGCUAGCAUCUGGCUGAAGCCGAUCCUUGUCACUUUGUCCUGGCUCUUCUUUCGCGAUGCAGUGAAUGGAGCUCAGACAACUAUCUAUUGUGCCACUCAGGAGGGGAUCGAGAAGUUCAGCGGCCACUAUUUUGCUGACUGCAAGCUGCAGGAACCCUAUCCCCAGGCCUGUGAUGAUGCCGUUGCCAAGAAGCUGUGGGAAUUCAGUGAGAAACUGUUGGGACUUACCAAGUAAAUGCCUCUUUUGUUGCUCUGAGGGCAGCGUAUCUGGGAUAGAGUUGGGGUGACUGGGGAGGGGGACUUUGUCUUAUUUGUGGCAUAGCAGUAAGGGAUUGCUAAAGAACAAAUGGCAUUGAAUCAACAGAGGCACAAAACUCAGGCUCUUUGGGAGUUGGGCCUGAACCCCUGAGGGUUCCCACAUGCUGGUCUCUCUGGGGUCCCACCAUUCCUUUCCCUGCUUUACUGGUUGCAAGACAGGCAAUGAAAGAAACAAAUACUGUGAUGUUUUGGCUAACAAUGUUUAAUAAAACCAUUUAAAAACCUUUUGAAUAUCUUUUCGUACUUCACUAGAAAUAACGAUUUCAUAUAACAAUAUUAUCACAGAGGUCCAUUCUCACAUUCCAAAGUUACAAGAAAGGUCCUAUGAGCACCCGGAUAGAGGCUUAUUUCAUCAAUGGACUUCCUCGGGAGUAAUCCUUCCUAUAUUUCUUGCAGGGUUACCAGCCUCUUGUAACAACCCAAUAUUAAUGCUCUUCAGCAACAACUGCUAUCUUAAGUUUUCUCAUCCACUCGAUGACACUUAAGUGCAUGUAUUGAUAUUAGGAGCCAAACUUAUUCAUUUAACCAGCUGUACAAGCCUUCUGGAGUUUGCUGGCCAAUAGCUCUCUGCAAUAUUGUUAUUAGAAGCAAGCUGUUCUUAUAAAUGGCCAAUUGCUCUUUUACUCUAUAAUAAUUAUUUAUUCAUUCAUUCAUUCUUAAGUUUGAGGAAGUCCAUUGACGAAAUGAACCUAUAUCCUCACCUUUCUUGUGAGAAUGGACCUGUGAUAAUAUUGUUACGUGAAAUUGUUAUUUCUAGUGAAGUACAAAAAGAUAUUUAGUAGGUUUUUAAUGGUUUUAUUAGACAUUGUUAGCCAAUACAUCACAGUAUUUGUUUCUUUCAUUGCCUGUCUUAUCAACUGUAAUCCCUUUUUGUUGUUUUUACUGGUUGCAAGCCCUGGCAAUAACGGUAAUGAAAUACGGUUUGUCAUAAAACCUACUUGGGCGGGGUGGCACGUCUUUCCCCUCUGCCUUUUUUUCUUGGCUUUCAAACACGCUCAGGUAUUCUACAAACUUCAGUUUAUCCCCAGCGGAGCUACUUGUGUGUUCUGCUCCUGUGUUAGGAUGAGGGUGUGACCUGUGAUUGGUGGAGGGGGCUACCAUAUCGGUUGGCUAAGAGCUUGAAGGGCUCUGAACAUUUCUUGGCCAAGCGAGAGGAUUUGAGGCGGAUCCCUUUGCUCUCCUUCGCUCAGGAGGGCUUGGAGGCUUGAGGUAAUGGGGCCCAGAUUAGGUGCCUGGCUCCACUCUUGGGGAUAUCGGACCAAAUACAGGACAGUACCAAAGUAAGAUGUCCCCUCUGGAAUAAACUGUGCAAGAUUGGUUA
Molecule: messenger RNA, 2409 nt
Organism: Heteronotia binoei (common prickly gecko)
Lineage: Eukaryota; Metazoa; Chordata; Lepidosauria; Squamata; Gekkonidae
Gene: DHRS13
Product: dehydrogenase/reductase 13
Exons: 5
Coding region: 46-1005 (319 amino acids)
Source: RefSeq, a predicted model, not a curated record